Messenger RNA from Solea solea (common sole), 615 nucleotides. RefSeq names its product glycine cleavage system protein H (aminomethyl carrier), b (gene gcshb). The record is from RefSeq and is a predicted model, not a curated record. Gene Ontology annotation, biological process: glycine decarboxylation via glycine cleavage system; protein lipoylation. NCBI's taxonomy places the organism in Eukaryota, Metazoa, Chordata, Actinopteri, Pleuronectiformes, Soleidae. Gene Ontology annotation, cellular component: glycine cleavage complex; mitochondrion; cytoplasm. The transcript is spliced from 5 exons. The coding region runs from base 74 to 601 and encodes 175 amino acids.
CUUCUCUCUCUUUCUCACACACACACACAGUCACACGCACAGACAGACAGACCGACAGACAGACAGAGUGAAGAUGGCGAUGAGAGCAGCUCUUCGGUGUCUCUCGUCUAACUUUUUGCCCAGAGUUGCUCAGCUGUCGCCGGCCGCGCAGCUCUCUGCGCCCCGGCUGCUGUGGAGGAGCGGCGGCUCUGCGCGGACACUGAGCUCGACCUCGGUUCUCUCCACGGCACUGAGGUUCACAGACAAGCACGAGUGGGUGAAAGUGGACGGUGGGACUGGCACAGUUGGCAUCAGCAGUUAUGCUCAGGAGGCGUUGGGUGACGUGGUUUACUGUGGACUCCCUGAAGUCGGACAAAAACUAGAACUAAUGGAGGAGUUUGGUGCUUUGGAGAGUGUAAAAGCCGCCAGUGAGCUCUACUCACCGCUGACAGGAGAGGUCACUGAAAUCAACUCGGAGCUCACGGAGAAUCCCGGACUUGUGAAUAAAGCCUGCUAUGAAGAGGGGUGGCUAAUCAAGAUGACCAUCGAGAAGCCGGAAGAACUCGACGGCCUCAUGGAUCAAGCUGCGUAUGACACAUUUAUUAAGUCAAUGGAAGAAUAAACCGUUCAAGUCAC